AGUACUGAUGGGUACUGAUUUGAGAGAAACUGAAAUUGGAAAGCGAGAGCCAGAGAGGAGAGUUGGUAUAUAAAACAGAGCAUGGUGAGCAGAGCUGCAGGAGAGAUAAAGAAGGAAGAGAGAGAGAGAGAGAGAGAGAGAGAGAGAGAGAGAGAGCAAGAGGAGAGAUACAGGCUUGUGUUCUGUGGUACUUUUGGGGUUGCAGGAUUUGGAGUAUCGUGUCGGGGAGGGGUUUGAGUCGCUGGGUUCUGGGGUUGGUGCACACAUGGCCCUUCUUUGAUCAUUAAGGCGACAUAUAUAUAUAUAUACCUUGGUGGGGGAGAUUCGAAGAUCUCUUCUUGCUCUAUUUAUAUAACUCUGCGUGUUGGAGAAAAUCAAGAAACUCCGGUAGCACAGAUCACGAAUCCUCGAUUAUAAUGGAUGUCACGUUGAGCUUUUCGCAUGAUAUGGAUAAUGAAUACGAGAAACUAAUUCGAAGAAUGAACCCACCCAGGGUUGUGAUUGAUAAUGAAGCCUGCAAGAAUGCAACAGUUAUAAGGGUGGACAGUGCAAAUAAACAUGGCAUACUCCUUGAAGUGGUCCAAGUCCUUACCGAUCUUAAUCUUAUCAUAACCAAAGCGUAUAUAUCUUCAGAUGGAGGAUGGUUUAUGGAUGUCUUCAAUGUUACUGAUCCGGAUGGAAACAAGAUUACAGAUGAGAGUGUUCUAGGCUAUAUCCGAAUGUCUCUUGGCCCAGAUUCAUGCUUCACAGCUUUGAGGUCUGUUGGGGUUACACCAUCAAUGGAUAACACGUCAAUUGAGUUAACUGGAAGUGACAGACCAGGGCUACUUUCUGAAGUUAGUGCUGUGCUCACUCACCUUAAAUGCAGUGUGGUUAAUGCUGAGGUGUGGACUCACAACGCCCGGGCUGCUGCUGUUAUGCAUGUAACUGACGAGGAAACUGGGUGUGCAAUUACUGACCCGGAGAGGCUCUCUAGGAUUAAGGAACUUCUGUGCAAUGUGCUUAAGGGCAGCAACAAGACCAGGGCAGCAAAGACUGUGGUUUCUCAUGGAGUCACUCACACUGAUAGAAGGCUUCAUCAGAUGAUGUUUGCUGACCGGGACUAUGAACGAGCUGAUGACGAGGACUUGGAUGAGAAGCAAAGACCAAAUGUGAAUGUUGUUAAUUGGUAUGACAAAGACUAUUCAGUGGUCACUACACGAAGCAAAGAUAGGCCAAAACUCCUCUUUGAUACAGUUUGCACUCUAACAGACAUGCAGUAUGUGGUUUUCCAUGCCAAUAUUGACGCUGAAGGGCCUGAAGCUUAUCAGGAAUUCUAUAUCAGGCAUAUAGAUGGGUCCCCUGUGAAAUCAGAAGCAGAGAGAGAAAGAGUGAUCCAAUGUCUUGAAGCAGCUAUUGAGAGAAGAGUAUCUGAGGGACUGAAGCUAGAAUUAUGCACUGCCGACAGAGUUGGGUUGCUAUCUGAUGUGACCCGAAUUUUCCGAGAGAACAGCCUCACUGUGACAAGGGCAGAAGUAACAACGAGGGCAGGCAAAGCUGUUAAUACGUUUUAUGUUCAGGAUGCAUCAGGAUACCCCGUUGAUUCAAAGACAAUUGAUUCCAUACGGCAGGCAAUUGGCCAGACUAUACUGAAAGUCAAAGGAAGCCCUGAAGAGGUAAAAACAGCUCCUCAAGAGUCUCCAACCAGAUUCCUCUUUGGUGGUUUGUUCAAGUCAAGAUCCUUCUGUAAUUUUGGAUUGAUUAGAUCAUACUCUUGAGGAACUGCUAAUAGAUCACUCCCCGUAUGUACAUACAAGAGAAAUCCCCCGAUUGCAAAUUCCACCAAAUCUUCACCAUUCUAAGCAAAAGUGUGACCCAAGUUUUAGAAAGUCAAUUCUUUCAGGGAGGUUAAGAAAAUGCAUGGAGUCAACAAAGUGAAGUGUCUGUAAAUUUGCCGAUUUUUCCUUUACCCCUGCAUGUUAUUGUGGAUUUAAGCUCCCAUUGGGGGCUAGAGAGAGAGAAAUCUGAUCAUGAAUGUGUUGAGAAGGAGGCCUUUGUGCAGAGAAAUUUUUCAUGGUAUCUUA
This is a messenger RNA of Malania oleifera, 2063 nucleotides long. Its product is annotated as ACT domain-containing protein ACR4-like. NCBI's taxonomy places the organism in Eukaryota, Viridiplantae, Streptophyta, Magnoliopsida, Santalales, Ximeniaceae. The transcript has 8 exons. The record is from RefSeq and is a predicted model, not a curated record. Bases 417 to 1757 code for a protein of 446 amino acids.